Messenger RNA from Loxodonta africana (African savanna elephant), 714 nucleotides. It is a transcript of the gene C1H8orf33, whose product is annotated as chromosome 1 C8orf33 homolog. The record is from RefSeq and is a predicted model, not a curated record. Lineage: Eukaryota; Metazoa; Chordata; Mammalia; Proboscidea; Elephantidae.
AUGGAGGAGGAAAAACUCCGAAAAGGAGGAUGCAGCACAUGGCAUCCCCAGGAUGCCCUGGUCGGGGGUCCAGGUACCGCCCAUGCGUCCCACAGCCCCCAGCUCUUCAGCCCCGUUCCCAGUGCCCUGGGUCCUGCCUCUGUAACAUGCUGCCCAGUGAGUCUCUGCUCAAGCCACCCCACGUGCAGUGACACUGCCUUCAGGGCGCACCCUGUGGGUUCUGAAGGCAAUGCAGCCUCUAAGCAAAGGAAGAAAACCCGGAAAAGGGCCUCUGUGGUGAAUGGAGGCAGGAAGCCCUCACAAAAGUCUGCCCCAGAGGAAUCUCCUGCAAGCGCUGAGGCCCACGUGGAGCAGCUGGUCUAGGCGCUGGCCUGGUGCAUAGAGCAGCUGGAGCUAGGCCUCAGGACCCAGAGACCCAGCCCAAAACAGAAAGAGCAAGUUACUGGGGCAAUUCGGAUCCUGCACAGCGAAAGAACUUCUUUGCCCCAGAAGAGGUUGCUGAUGCAUUCCUCGUUUGGGGACUCUCCGGCUGAGAUGGAAGCAGAGCGGUGCCAGGCCCCGCGGGCCCUCAGGGCUAGCCCACUGGCACAGGUGCAGCCUGUAGGUGAGGCCACCAGAAAGAAGAGCCGAAGGGUCUGUAGGCCUCGCCCAGUUGGUGGAGCCAAGGCCACCCUGGACACCCCUGUUGAAGAGUUUAGGUUCAAUUUCUUUUAA